AUGCACCGCGGCAGCAGGAUGAGAUCUGUCUGGAUCAAAGGAUCUCUCCUGGUCUUCACGGUGGCCACGGCGCUGGUCUACCUGGGAUCCAUCCAGAAGGAGGUCCAUACUCACUCUGAGAGGCUCCAGAGGGCCCACCACAACGACUCCGUCAGGAGCGAGGGAAUGCUCCGGAGGAUGGAGAAGAUGGAGACAGACAUCAACAGGCUACUCAAUCUGAUGAAUAACAUGGAAAAGAAGGACGCGAACAAGGCAGAGGUGAAGAAGGAGAGGAAGGUGGUGAGGAAGCUGUACCCCAACUCCUACCUGUUCAGGAAGUGGGGCGAGGAGCUGUCGGAGGAGGAGCAGAAGGAGGCGGAGCAGCUGUUCCAGAGAUACGGAUACAACGCCUUCCUCAGCGACCGGCUGGCCCUCAACAGAGAGAUCCCCGACACCAGGCCACUCAGGUGUGCUGAGAAGAAGUACCCUGAGGACCUUCCCUCUAUCAGCAUCGUGUUGAUCUACCUGGAUGAAGCUCUUUCCGUCAUCAAAAGGGCCAUACGCAGCAUCAUAGACAAGACGCCAGCUCGCCUUCUGAAGGAAAUCAUUCUGGUGGACGACCACAGCAGCAACGAGGAUUUAAUGGAGAAACUGGAUGAAUAUGUUAGUUCCAUCCACGAGGAGCGUCCAGACCUGGUGAAGAAAGUCCGGCACUCUGAGCAGCUCGGCCUCACCCAGGCCAGGCUGUCGGGAUGGAGGGCUGCUGUGGGCGACGUGGUGGCCAUCUUGGAUGCUCACAUAGAAGUCCAUGUACAAUGGGCAGAGCCGCUGUUAGCUCGGAUUAAAGAGGACCGCACCAUCAUACUGACGCCAGUGUUUGACAAGGUCAAUUUUGACGACUUGACACUAAAUCCCUACCAACCUGCGGCCGAUGCUUUCGACUGGCAGCUGUGGUGCAUGUACGAGUCCUUCAGACCCGAGUGGUACGCCUUAAAGGACGAGACACAACCUGGAAAGAGCCCCUCCAUCAUGGGGAUUCUCGUAGCUGAUCGUAAGUUCUUUGGAGAGAUCGGGAGCCUCGAUGGUGGAAUGAAAAUAUAUGGUGGUGAAAAUGUGGAGCUUGGCAUCCGGGUGUGGCUGUGUGGAGGAAGCAUAGAAGUGAUACCGUGCUCUAAGAUCGCCCACAUCGAGCGGGCCACCAAGCCGUACCUCCCAGACCUGAGCAAGAUGGUGAAGCGUAAUGCCCUGAGAGUGGCCGAGGUGUGGAUGGACGAAUACAAACGCAACGUCAACAUCGCCUGGAACGUUCCCAUUGAGAACCACGGGGUGGACAUCGGGGACGUGUCAGAGAGGAAGAAGCUGAGAGAGAGGCUGAAUUGUAAACCCUUUAAAUGGUAUCUGGAUAACGUUUACCCCAUGCUGGACCCCCUGCAGAACCUGCUGGGCUACGGAGCGCUGAUCAAUGAUCUGAAGCCAGAUCUGUGCAUCGACCAGGGCCCGAUGCCCGGCAGCACGCCGAUCAUCUACGGAUGCCACUACUACACACCUCAGCACUGUUAUUACCGCACCGAUGGACAGCUCUACAUCGGAGGAAUUAAAUCUCACAAGUACAACAGCAACCGCUGCCUGGUGGACUCCGGCGCCGGCGUCUACCCGGGACUCUACGAGUGCAGGGUCGCCAAGCAGAAGAACUUCAGCAUGCUGUGGGACUUCACGCAGAAUGGGCCAAUCCAGAACAGGGAAACAAAGAGAUGUCUGGAAAUUGCGACAGCUGAAGACGGCUACUACAGACUGGUUAUCCAGCGGUGCAGCGGUCAGAGGUGGAAGAUACAAAACCUGAUCAAGGACCACUGAAAGACUAGAAGAUCAUUUAAUGGAGGCAUUACUGCACUAAAACUGCAUCUCAGAGGAAGAGCUAGCUACGGCUUGUCUUGAGUUUACAUUUUGCACUGGACGACUGUCAAACUGUGCAAGCAAGGUUGUGAAAACCUUUAUUUAAUUCUUGUUUUUACUUUAUAUGUUUUUGACGGUUGUAACUGUUUGACAAAAAAAAAAAGAACUACCAUCAAGUGGCGAAUUUCUUUUCUGGGUUCUUGUGA
This is a messenger RNA of Centropristis striata (black sea bass), 2078 nucleotides long. RefSeq names its product probable polypeptide N-acetylgalactosaminyltransferase 8. The record is from RefSeq and is a predicted model, not a curated record. Gene Ontology annotation, cellular component: Golgi apparatus. The transcript has 11 exons. Bases 1 to 1833 code for a protein of 610 amino acids. Lineage: Eukaryota; Metazoa; Chordata; Actinopteri; Perciformes; Serranidae.